This is a messenger RNA of Pimephales promelas (fathead minnow), 2012 nucleotides long. Lineage: Eukaryota; Metazoa; Chordata; Actinopteri; Cypriniformes; Leuciscidae. The record is from RefSeq and is a predicted model, not a curated record.
UGACAUAAAGGGAGCUGCUUUUUCUCCUCUUCCUCCCCACUGCACUGAACGCGUUUGAGACAGCCCUGUCGGUUUAAACCGGGAGGACACCCAUACCGACUUCUCAAUGCAAAAAAUAAAAGGGUAGCUAGAAGCAGGGGCGAGGGGAACGGAGGUAAAGCGAACGCUCACGGUCUGUCUCUCUCUCUCUCUCUCGCUCUCGUUUUUAUUACGUGAAUGAAUGAAUUGAGUAGUAAGGAACAAAUACAAGGAAACACGCCUCCGCCUGGACGACCAAACGCGUUUGAUAUUUGACUUGUGUUCAAUGGUAGGUGUUUGCAUCUGUACAUUUUCGGCGAAAACCACAGUAGGACGUCUCAUCCCGUCAUUUGAAACACUUCAGAAGGCGUAGCAGCUGAAAGUCCUCGCGGUGAACAUGGCAACUUUAACGAACGGACAGGUGGACGCCGCGGUCCAUGGAGGAGCGGCCAGUACGAACGGGCUCGUGAACGGAAUAAGCCACACUCACAGUCCCGCGAGCUGCGCCACCAUUCCCAUGAAGGACCACGAUGCCAUCAAACUAUUCAUCGGACAGAUACCCCGCAACCUGGACGAGAAGGACCUCCGGCCGCUCUUCGAGGAAUUUGGCAAGAUCUACGAGCUCACCGUCCUGAAAGACCGCUUCACUGGCAUGCACAAAGGCUGUGCCUUCCUCACAUACUGUGCAAGAGAAUCGGCGCUAAAAGCUCAGACCGCGCUUCACGAGCAGAAGACGCUACCUGGGAUGAACAGGCCAAUCCAGGUGAAGCCAGCUGACAGUGAGAGCAGGGGAGAAGACAGAAAACUUUUUGUUGGCAUGCUGAAUAAGCAGCAAUGUGAGGACGACGUGCGGCGCCUUUUUGAGUCCUUCGGAUGCAUUGAGGAGUGCACCAUCCUCAGAGGUCCUGACGGAAACAGCAAAGGAUGUGCGUUUGUGAAGUAUUCCACUCAUGCAGAAGCUCAGGCCGCUAUUAGUGCUUUACACGGCAGCCAGACUAUGCCUGGUGCUUCUUCCAGCCUGGUGGUGAAGUUUGCAGACACAGAUAAGGAACGGACCAUUCGACGCAUGCAGCAGAUGGCCGGUCAGAUGGGCAUCUUCAAUCCGAUGGCCCUGCAGUUUGGAGCGUACGGUGCCUAUGCACAGGUUCAGCAGCAGGCAGCGCUGAUGGCAUCAGUGGGUCAGGGAGGAUAUCUCAGCCCUAUGGCAGCUUUUGCUGCCGCACAGAUGCAACACAUGGCCACCAUCAACGGCCUCCCUGGGGCUCCCAUGACCCCAACAUCAGGUGGAAGCACGCCCCCUGGCAUCACGGCUCCCACGGUGACCAGCAUCCCAUCUCCAAUCAGUGUGAACGGUUUCACAGGGCUGCCUCCUCCUCAGGCCAACGGACAGGCCCCAGCGGAGGCCAUGUUCACCAAUGGAAUCCAUCCUUACCCAGUUUUGCAGGAAGUGGUGUUUAGGGAAGACUCGGAGAAGGGCGGCCUUGGCGUGGCACAGAGAAGUUGUUUUGGGGUUCAGGGAAGCUGCUUCCUGUCGUCUCUCUCAGAAGGUAUAGAACUCCCUCAAACGUUAGUGUCGUAUUACUGUGUGUGUUUGGUGUGUGUGUGUGUGUGCAUAGUUUACGGUAGACAGGCAAUGAAAGACGUGAGUAGUUUCUUCAUGUUUGUUUGGUGUCGUCAGCUUUGUAGAGUGACUUGUUAUUCUUGUUGUUGUUGUAGUGUGGCUAUAGUUAUAUGUGCAUGUUUGUAUUUGGCAGACACUUUCAUUUAAUGUGACUCACUCACAGGCACGGUGGUGUUAGCUCACACCUUCUGGACUUCAGUCCUACAACCUUUUAAUUACCAGCCCAGUACUUGAGCCACUGGACUACACAACAACCCCCAUUGAGCUUUGUUCCCUUUAAAGGGAUAGUUCAUAAUUGCUAAUUAUAUCAUUGUUUUCUCACCAUCAUGUUAUUCGCGCAUUUUUAUACAAAAAGGCCAUAUCUAAAAUAAAA